Drosophila persimilis is the source of this 436-nucleotide messenger RNA. RefSeq lists its product as uncharacterized. The record is from RefSeq and is a predicted model, not a curated record. The transcript has 2 exons. NCBI's taxonomy places the organism in Eukaryota, Metazoa, Arthropoda, Insecta, Diptera, Drosophilidae. Bases 63 to 347 code for a protein of 94 amino acids.
AGUCUCUCCGUUCAGUAGUCUGAUUCAGACGUGUCGGCAAACACUUAAAACAGAAGUACAUAAUGUCGUACUCCAGCCGCUUUGGCUUUGAUUUCCAUCUGCCCGAUGAGGGUUGGUGCUAUCCCAAGGACGACAUGUUCUUUCGCCGGAGUGCCGAGUGGGUGCCAUUGGAGAAAGCUGGCGUGGGCCGUUCUUUUGCUAACACGAACAGCGUGAUAUAUCCCCGAAUCACUGGCAUGAUUCCGCGCUAUGGAGGACAUGUUCCGGGCGAGAUUUUCAAAGUUGGAACCACUUACGGACGCGCCACAGUCGACGCCAAGCGUUGGCUGGCCCUGCACCGCGAAUAAAUCUUGUUACAUUUCUUCUAGAAUUGAAAAAUUAGCUGUGUUAAGCUUUGUAAAGCACCCAAUAAAUAUUGUUCUGCCUUCAUUUCAAA